AAUAAACUAUAGUAAAUCGUCGAUAGUAAUUUGUUUAAAAAAAAAAAAAAUAAAUAAAAACAGUUCAAAUCUACAUUUAUUUAAUAAGUCUUGGUCUGUUGAACCAUUCAUUCUUACGAUCUGAAGACAUUUCUCACCAACAAAACAAUUUUUUAUAAAGUAUAUUAUUAUGAGUCAAUUAAUUUUGAUCGUCGGAAAUAAGAAAGACUCUAAAAUUUAUGGCUAUGGUCCUUGGGAGUAUUAUGACAGCAAAGGCAAAGAAGAACCUGUGCAUUUUUAUUGCACUCAGCGAAAAACAAAAUUCAAGUGUCCGGUUGAAUUGAAAAGAAAAAAUGAUGGUUAUUUUAUCGUUGAUGAAAAAGAACACAACCACCCGAAACCCAAAAGAAAAAAUUCAGAAGAAGUGAAACGUGAGCUAAAGAAACGAGCCGUUGACCCGAUGAAAACAAGCGAUAUCGCCAAAGUGGUGCUGAAAAGCGUUGAAAACUCUUCAAUAAGUUAUGCGUCAGCCAGGCAAAUUAUUACGAAAACUAAAUUAGGAUAUCAGAGUAUAAUUCCACAAACAUUGUUUGAAUUAUCCGAAAUGUUAAGAACAAAUCCUUUGUAUGAAAAAAUUUACAUUGGCCAUUCUGAAACUCCUAACCAAGAAGAUAUUGCGAUUGUACUUGGAUCUGAAAAUAUGUUAAAGGAAUUGAAUGAAGCAAGUGAUAUUACAAUUGAGACUACAUCGAGGUGUUUGCCAGAAAAUCCUGCAGCUUCUCAUCUUCUAACGAUACACAUAAAUAAAUUCUAUCAGGGAGUGGCAUCAGUUUAUGUUAUUUGUUCUUCGUUGUCAGAAGAACUAUAUGAUUCUAUUAUUAAAUUUUUGCUUGAGAAGUGUUCGAAAUUACAUGAAAAUUUAAAAAAAGUUAUUUGUAAUUUUGAUGAAAGAUUGAUUGUAGCCAUACGUCAAAAUUUUAAAACUGUAAUAAUAAGUGGAUCUUGGAUUCAUUUUAUCAAGUUAUUAAAUAGAAAAUGGCUCAUGCUAAACCUUCCUGAAAGUUUUGAAGACGAAAUUUGUAUCAUUAGUUGUUUGCUAAAAAUUUUACCGUUACUCAAAAUUAACGAAGCUUUAAGAAUCAUAAACGACAAAGCUGAAAUUGGAGCAGAUAAGAAGGAGAAUUUACUUUUGUACUCGAGAUUCGUCCGUAAUUGUGAGCCAUUCAUUACGAAUAAAUUAUUUAUUGGUGAUAAUCGAGACGAAGCGAUUAAUCCGGCAGAGUUAUUUUUAGUAGAAUUAAUUAGUAACCUUGAUGGUCACAGAGACAUUUACUCAUUUUUGGACGACCUAAAGUUAUAUAUUAAAAAAACUGAAGUUUUAAUUAAUGACACAAAAUUUUUAAAAAAUAAAACCGUAGCAUGCAUUAAAAUAAAUUAUGAACUAUCAGUACUUCAAAGAAAGUUAAUGAAGGAUAAAAUUAGCUUACAAGAUUUCAUCAAUGAAUUCAAAAAAACGAAUUUACACGAACACAUAAUGAUUCAAUUAAAGUGGCCGCAAUAUACUAACGAUACUGGAAAAUUGACUGGGGUUCCCAGUUUAAAAACUUAUCUCGUUGGUCCUCCUAGUAUUGAUGAAAAGUUUACUAAUCCUUGCUUAUACUGCUUGUCAGUGGAAGCAUCGAUUCAAGUUAGAGAGUGUUCACACUUUAUUGCAUGUUACUUGUGCUGGAUAAAUGAUUUUUAUGGAUACGAGAGGCGAACUUGUCCAGCAUGUCGGCAACAGUACGAGAAUGUUAAUAUGAUGUAAUUUGUAUUUGAGAGCGAGAAUUUCCAAAAACCGCAAGAGUGCACUUUUGCAUAGCAAAAGACAAAUUCCUGCCAAAUUGUAAGCCUCUAGGACCUGUUCUUUAAAAAAAUUUGUUUUUUCAUUAUUGAUGGCCUUGCCCGUGAUUCCCAAUAUUACUAAAAUUUUAUAAUACCUAUUGUUUGUCAAUCCAAUAUGGUAAAAAAAAUGAUUCACACUAUUAAAGUUUGUAGGAACUAUAGUUUGAAUAUCAUUGAUUUUUGUAAUGUUUAAA
Cotesia glomerata is the source of this 2057-nucleotide messenger RNA. RefSeq lists its product as uncharacterized. Lineage: Eukaryota; Metazoa; Arthropoda; Insecta; Hymenoptera; Braconidae. The record is from RefSeq and is a predicted model, not a curated record. Bases 170 to 1786 code for a protein of 538 amino acids. The transcript is spliced from 8 exons.